Molecule: messenger RNA, 7880 nt
Organism: Alosa sapidissima (American shad)
Lineage: Eukaryota; Metazoa; Chordata; Actinopteri; Clupeiformes; Clupeidae
Gene: rbpjb
Product: recombination signal binding protein for immunoglobulin kappa J region b
Exons: 12
Coding region: 159-1694 (511 amino acids)
Biological process (GO): regulation of transcription by RNA polymerase II; Notch signaling pathway
Cellular component (GO): nucleus; MAML1-RBP-Jkappa- ICN1 complex
Molecular function (GO): DNA-binding transcription activator activity, RNA polymerase II-specific; RNA polymerase II cis-regulatory region sequence-specific DNA binding
Source: RefSeq, a predicted model, not a curated record
CUCUCUUACCCCCCUUCCUCUGUCUUCCUCACCCGCCCCCUUUCUCUCCUUCUCCCUCGUUCCUUCAUCUCCAGUCUGCUGCUGUUGUCUCGGCGGCUAGUUGGUCUGGGAGAAAGGGAUCUCGCGAGUGUUGGAGUUUUGGUGAGAGUUUGUGGAAGAUGGCGCCUGUUGUGACAGGGAAGUUUGGGGAGCACCCUCAACCGCAGCGCCUGACAAGAGAAGCGAUGCGGAACUACCUGAAGGAGAGGGGAGACCAAACAGUCCUGAUCCUGCACGCCAAAGUGGCCCAGAAGUCCUACGGAAAUGAAAAAAGGUUCUUCUGCCCUCCUCCAUGUGUGUACCUGAUGGGCAGCGGCUGGAAGAAAAAGAAAGAGCAGAUGGAGAGAGAGGGCUGCUCUGAGCAGGAGUCCCAGCCCUGCGCCUUCAUCGGCAUCGGCAACAGCGACCAGGAGAUGCAGCAGCUUAACCUGGAGGGAAAAAACUAUUGCACAGCGAAGACGUUGUACAUAUCCGACUCGGACAAGAGAAAGCACUUCAUGCUGUCGGUCAAGAUGUUCUACGGCAACAGCGCCGACAUCGGCGUCUUCCUCAGCAGGAGGAUCAAAGUCAUCUCCAAACCUUCCAAAAAGAAGCAGUCGCUCAAGAAUGCAGAUCGUGGUGACAUUGGCAUUGUAACUCAGAGGUUUACUGAAGUGUGUAUAGCGUCGGGCACUAAGGUGGCCUUGUUUAACAGGCUGCGGUCACAGACGGUCAGUACGCGCUACCUCCACGUGGAGGGGGGAAACUUCCACGCCAGCUCACAGCAGUGGGGCGCCUUCUACAUCCACCUCCUGGAUGAUGAGGAGUCCGAGGGGGAGGAGUUCACAGUGCGGGACGGUUACAUCCACUAUGGCCAGACGGUCAAACUGGUCUGCUCGGUCACAGGAAUGGCAUUGCCACGACUGAUCAUCCGUAAGGUGGAUAAGCAGACGGCCCUGCUGGACGCUGAUGACCCCGUCUCUCAGCUGCAUAAGUGUGCCUUCUAUCUAAAGGACACGGAGCGCAUGUACUUGUGCCUUUCCCAAGAGAGGAUCAUCCAAUUCCAAGCCACUCCAUGCCCAAAAGAACCAAACAAGGAGAUGAUAAACGAUGGCGCCUCCUGGACAAUCAUUAGCACGGACAAGGCAGAGUACACCUUCUACGAGGGCAUGGGCCCUGUCCACUCACCGGUCACACCUGUGCCUGUGGUAGAGAGCUUACAGCUGAACGGAGGUGGUGAUGUGGCCAUGCUUGAGCUCACAGGGCAGAAUUUCACUCCAAACCUGAGGGUGUGGUUCGGCGAUGUGGAAGCAGAGACCAUGUACAGGUGUGCGGAGAGCAUGCUGUGCGUGGUGCCCGACAUCUCUGCCUUCCGGGAGGGCUGGCGUUGGGUGCGGCAGCCGGUGCAGGUGCCCGUGACGCUGGUGCGUAACGACGGCAUCAUCUACUCCACCACGCUCACCUUCACCUACACGCCCGAGCCGGGGCCGAGGCCUCACUGCAGUGCGGCCGGGGCCAUCCUGCGGUCCGGCGGCAACAGUAGUCUCCUCUCGGGAGCCAGCACGCCCAACAGCACGGGGCCCAACAGCGGGGGGCCCGACACGGGGCCCUACGGAUCCGGAGCCAGCGGAGGGGUACCGGCGUCGGCAUCAUCCGCGGCGGCCGUGGUGUCCUAACACACACACACACACACACAUACGCACACACCGGGAGUGAAAGAGUGUGUGGUGGUGGUGGUGGUGGGUGUGAGUUCAGGGUUUCUGUGGGUGUACAUAUAUGCACACACACACACCCCUGCUACACGGAACAAACGAACAGCAAAGAGAAAAAGACUGAGCAUACAGACUUCUUAAAAAAAAAAAAGUGCUGCAUAUUAAGUUUGACGGAGAACCUUAACAAAAAAAAAAAACGUGAACGUGGAAAAACAAACGAGGAGUUGGGAGAUGACUGAGCAGUGGAUAACGGAAGUCCGGGGGAAAAUGUUGAUGUCAUGAUUGCGUGGUGUUCGACAGCACCCUCCAGUGGCACAUGCUAAAGAGACACGCCCUUCUGGUGCAGGUGGUGGACUCCGCCUCCACCAACCUUCCUCUCGUGAAAGGAGCUUCCCUAUUGGCCGAGAGCACCAGCGCCUGUGAUAGGCCCGUGAAAGUGUUGCCACGGCAAUGAUACAUCAGCCAUGUACAAAUCUUUGUCUAAAAAGAAGUCUAUUUUUGCGUUUUUGUUUUUUCCCUUUCUGUUUUUAUCAUUUCUCCUUUCUGUUUGUUUGUUUUUAUCUUUUGUCUUGGUCUGUUAUGUUUUUUUUGUUUCUGUAAAGGGCAAGAUGUAUUAUUGUGCAAAAGGAGGGUUGAGUCCUAGUGGAACACGCAUACAAAUCGUGAUAAUAACAGUUUUUAUGGACCAAGGAUAUUCUAUAAGCUUUAGUAAAGGUACAUUUUCUUCAUACCUUUUUUGUAUCAAACAUAUAGUACACUUUUGUUACCAAAUAGUUUCUAUUCUUCCUCUGAGCCUCUGUCCUGAUGUAUGUUUUGUUUUAUUUUUACAUUGUUCCUCCGUUGUCUGGGGUUGCUGUCUCCUCACGUGCAUCUGUAUCAUAGAUUUUUUUCCCCUCUUACAAAUGCCUGCUCUUGGGGGGCCUUUCAGAUGGAGAUUUUAUGUUUUGCUACUUUUUUUUGUUUCAAAGAGGUAAAAGAAGAUUCUUUAGUGUGAGGGUGUUUUUUUUUUUUCUCUCUCUCUCUCCUUCCUGUUUUUACUGAAAAUGUUAAUUAAUUUGCGUUUGGGAGAAACUCAGAGGUCCUCUUUUUUAUCCUGUGUUUUUAUGAAGACUUUUAAAAAAGAACAAGAAGAAGAAAAAAAGAAGAAAAGCUUUAAGCAAUGCCUCUGCCUUGCCUGCAAUACUCUGUGCGCUACAUUUCCUUUAAGAAGCAUAAACACGUCUGCAUAAUCUCCCACUAGCCAUGGCGAUGUCUGCAAAUCCUAGAGUCUUCUGUUCUUUAUCCAGCAAGGCUUCCAGUCGACACAUGCGGUUCACAGGCAGACUAACUCUUUGUCGAUUCAUCCAAUCUAGCCUUAGCUGUGGUGCUUAAGUCCUAACGGUUUGCCAUAAAGUAGUUUAAUGUCUUCUAGCUCAUGUUUUCAGUGUACUUACAAAGAGAAGAUCAUGUACUACUCGAAAAAGAAAACCCACAUAUCCACAAUAUCAAUCAAGUUGUCAUAAUGGUGUUUGUUGUUGUUACCAUGGAAGUAUCAGAUGUUACAUUUAAAAACAAACAAACAAAAAAAGUUUUACCGGACUUUGAAAUCAAGGCCUUUGUUUUUUAUAGUUAUCCCUCAACUUCCUCAAAUUCAGUUUCCUUUCGUUCAAUUUUGACUUUCAGUUCAGGACUGAUGGAAGAGCCGAAGCAUUGGCAUGCACAUGAAAGGCAGACUCUUCCAUUUUUGACGUGGCCUUACUGCAGCCGAGUGCUGAGAGCACAGUCGCUCCUUGAAAAGGAUGACCUGUUUUGACUGUGUUGCUCUUGCGCUCCUCACUUGCCUUUCUGUCAGAUUUCAGCGCCCGACUCGAGUGGCCGGAGUUAUGUCGAGGUGUUAUAUGAAACGUUCUGAUUGCUGUUUCUUCGUCGCACAACUGUCAGUUGCCGACUUCUGGAAAUCCUGUAGCAUGUGGAAGCGGGGAUGAUGUCAGUGGUACAUACUCUCAUAUACAUGCACAGUUAAUGUUCCUCGAAUAUGGAAGCAGCUGCCAGACUAAUGUGAAGUGGUUAUUGAACUCACUGUCGUCUCCGGUUGCAGGCCAUUGUAUACCAAAGGCAGGUCUCCGCUUGAAUUGUUAGUAAUAGUGUCAUUUCAUCUUCAAGAUUUCUGAUCCUGAUGACCAGAGCUCUUUGCAGUCACGCUAUGGACUGCUCUUGCAUCCGCAUUGAUAUUCAGCUCAUUGUCUGGAAAGCUUGUAAGAGUGCUUCUGCUUUGGCUGUUGUUAUACAACCGAUGCCUUUGACGCAGAACAACAACAGCAGCAACAACAAAAACAAAAAGUUUCUCAAUGCCUCUUUUAACCUGCUUGUUACGUAUAUGUCAAGAUGACUCCUGGACUCUGUAAAAACCACAAACACACGUGUUAGAAGCUGUGUUUCAUCGAGCACAUAAUGUCUCAUCAAAAGCACGGCCUUAAUACCCUGAAAUUGUCCAGCAGCGUGGGAAAAAAUGGGUGCAUUUAAAUCCAGUCACUGACUCUAAAAACGAACACGAAAACCAGCAGGAUAUAUCGGCUGUGAGCCUGAUAAAAAAAAAAAAAAAAGAAAAGAAAAAAGAAAUGGUGUGAUUGUUUAGAUAAACUGCAGCGCCAACAAUUUUGUCGAAAGAUUAGCCUUACUGGUGAUGUUUUUUUCUCUCCCAGAAGGAUUCAGUUGUCUCAAUGAGCACAGGGUCCGUGUCUCGCUCACGAUCACUGCACUGCCUCCAUGUGUUUUGACACACUUUAAAUCUAGUCUAGUAUCAGCACCUUUGUGGCCCCUAGCCUAGAAGAAAAAUGGUCUGUGGUUUUCCUGCAGUUAGAUGUUCAUUGUACGUGCUACCGUACUCUCCAGAAAGCACUAGCUAGCUACUACCAUAUUUGUAUUUGCUGUCGUUUAGCUGUGUUGUGUGUAAAGAGAUACAAUGAUAGACAAAACAGUCAGUAGAAGUUGUGAAAGGAAGGCAUCCCUUUCUUUACGCGUUGAUGUGUUGAGGGUUUUCAAAGAAAAUGUAGGGAACAGCAAUAUUGUAUAGGUCAUGCUCUCUGUCUGGUCUAGAUGUGAUAACCACUGACCUAGCUGCCUGGUCUUGUAUCUUUGUGGUCAUUUUUAAAACCACAAGAACAACAAAAAAAAAUCUAGGUCCAUCGUUUUGUGUAACACUUCACUCAUCAGCUUUCUAACCAAGCAAACGCUCUUAUAAACUCCAUACUCAUUUACUGCUGCACUGUCUUCCUGUAUGCUGGUAGACAUGGAUGAACAAAACAUUCUUUGAAAACAAACAAAAAAUAAAUGUAUAUUAAGGCAAUACUAGUAUUACAGCCUAAUCUUCCGGGGAAAACUGUAACUUGAAUGUUGGGAAAAAAACAAAAAUGAAAGUGUUUUUUUCCUCUUGUUUCUUGGCGGUAUCUUUCAUGUAUGUCCUGGUUCUCUUUCAGAACAAUGGAGACUUUUUUUUUCCCCCCUUGUCUUUUUGCCUUUGUCAAAUCAUCAAUUUUAAGGGAUUUGUGCUGACAAUUUUGUCCCAUUUUGUAGUCACUAGUGGAAGCGUUAUACAAUGUAAUAUUGUUAUUCUUUUUAAAUUAUUCUAAAAUAUGUCCCUUCCCACACCCAGUCUAAUAUUAUGCCCCCCCCCCCAACCAAAAUAAAUUAAGUGCAUUUAUACCCAAGUUGCCUCCUUAUGGCCUGGGAGUUGAUAUUUAAAUAGUCACCAUGGUGACGGCUUGCUGGCAGUUUCCGAGGGAACCGGUGCUAAGAGCCUGACUUCUUUAUUUCUCUUUUUUCUUUCUUGUCAUUGAAAGUGUCACAUCAAACCCUGAGAAUUGUCAUCUGUUAUCUGUGUUACAUGGAGUUUUUGCAUCAGUGAUGUAGGAGAACAUACUGCUUAUCAACUUGCCUCUUACUCUCGGUCUUGAUUUGAUUUGGUUAUUGUGUCUUCAGUAAAUAUGUGGAUAUUUUUUACUGUAUUUGUAAUGAAACUGUUGUUUCUUUGGGGUAAAAUUCAGCAACCGAUUAAUAAGUUGAUGUAGUGUACAACUACUGGCUCAUUUUAAAGAACCACCACUAGAACUGUGCGUCAUUACCAAAGCCAAUGAUUGUUGCAUGCACUACAAGUCACUCAAGUUUGAGUUUUAUCGGUUUUAUAUUUGUAAACACACUAAAACACAUUCAGUUCAUGUCUUGGCACCCUUAGACUCCAACAUAUUCUUUGUAUAACUGUGUCCUUGAGAUUCUCUGUUCCAGUUAUAUCUGUGUGGUUUCGUUUACUCAUUCGGCUGCUAGUCUUUGUUGUUUUUGGUAUUUUGGAAUGAGGAGGUCUCUCUCUCUCUCUCUCUCUCUCUCUCUCUCUCUCUCUCUUUCUCUCUCUCUCUCUCUCUCUCUCUCUCUCUCUGUGCCACCUAGUCUGCCAUCUAGUCCUGACCCCUGGGAUUUCAGAAAUAGAGGCAAAAUCUGUCCGCCAAUAUGAACUCAGCAACUUAGCCGAACAGUGCUGGUCACAAGGCUCUUCUCAGCCAACUGUCAAGACCACAUCAGAAGCAAAACAGUCAUUUGCUUCUGGUCUGGUUCCACUGUUUACACAUAUCCGUUUAGAAAGGAAGAGACCACACAGUCAACACGAGCACAUUCAUGGGCUUUCACUGGUGUCAGUGCUUUAAAGGUGUCAUUAAUCCAUUCAAUCAUAUGGGUUAUCAAAAUAUCAACUAGAUACAUUUGAAACCAUUUCUAAUUCAGUUUUAUCACUUUUAAUUCGAUUUCACCUCAGCCUGAUUGGAAGUGGGUUGUUUGUUGUUUGUAGCCUGUUACAAGCCUUUUUAAAAACAAAAGUACCUAUUUAACAACUUACGCUUCCUCACCUUCUCAGUCAAAUGGGAUGAUAUGUCAAAACUACAUUGACUGAUAUUUUCUUUUUGAAAAAACAAAUCACUUCAUUCUUUUUAUUUUUUCAUCAUAAAAUGUAUGUUCUUCCAAAAGCAGCUGUCAUGUUUUUUGUUUUUUAAACAAGGAGCUCUGAUCAACGUGUGUUUGUGUGUAUGUUCUCCAAUAUGCCAAAUGUCUUUAAAAAAAAAAAAAAAAAAAAAAAAAAAACGUAGAAUUCCAUGCACUGCUAUUUAGGAUAAGACCUACAGAGAGCAGCGGGAGGGGCAGCUUUAAGAAAAGAAAAGUAAAAAAGAAACAACAUGGAGAAGAAGAGAAACAGCCCAACAACAUGAGGAACUUUCUCUGUGGAUUCUCAGCCUUACAAUCUCAGUCCCAGAGGCUGCACUGAAUAGAAGUGUUCACCUUGUUCUCUUUCUCUCUCUCUCUCUCACCUUGACUGUCUAAUAGUGUCUAUGAAGAGAGGAGCCUGCACGCCUCGUAUGUUAGCAGAGGUCUUGGCCCUCUUGUGUUCUUGUGCACGCUGUGGUUUUCCAUUCACCAGUGUUCACUUAUUUGAUCUUCCCAAAGCUGCUGCACUGCAAAGUCUCUCUUCUGUUCUGCUGUUACGGUGAUCAUUGAAGCAUUUUCUUUCAUUUGGAAAACACGCUCCCAAAAAUCUCUGAGCAUUGGCCAAUAAGCCCUCCAAAAUGUUUGUGUAGCUAAAGCAUGGGGCUCGCCUAAUGUGGCCUGACUGGCACUGAUCACGGAUCAGUUUAAGACCCAUUUAUCUUCCAUGCUUGCAACUACUCCCUCGGCAGCAUAGCCCCCCAAACCUUCCUCUCUACGGUUCAUUUCAUACAUCUUUUCUCUGGUUUUCACCAAUUUUCGUAUUUAGUUGCUCUUUUUUCCUGUUUGUUUUACAUGUUUCCAUCAGUCAUUUAACUUCUUUCAUGCUCACUGUCUCUCUCUCUAUCAGUGAGUGUAUUGUUGUAGUCGUAUAAGCAGAGCUGUUGGUGUGUUAGUCAACUCAGUGCUCAGAGGGCCUCUGACGGUAGAGUCUGUGCUGUUUGUAACUUCUAGCAAUAACAUGAAACAAGGGGACAGUUUUUUGAUAACAUAUGAUAGUUGUUGUUUUUUUUUUUGUUUGUUUGUUUGUCUGAUUGUUUUUUUGUACAUAUUGCACCUGCUCAGUUCCAUGUUAUAAAAGGAAAAAAAAACUUGCAAUAUUGGCAUAAAAACCAUGAAAUAAAAAAGUGGAAUAAAGAGUUAUACAUA